Molecule: messenger RNA, 1095 nt
Organism: Orycteropus afer afer
Lineage: Eukaryota; Metazoa; Chordata; Mammalia; Tubulidentata; Orycteropodidae
Source: RefSeq, a predicted model, not a curated record
AUGCCUGAGUAUAUGUUUUUGACAGUCCUGAGAAAGGAGCUUGAGCCUUCAUCAUCCACCAGGCAGGAGAAGGCUGGUGGACCUGAACUCCUUGGUCAUGCCCCAGCAGAGAUUCAGCACAAUCCCUCCUUUUUUUUUUCUUUUUUCAAAAACUGCCUCAGGUACAUGGAGCCACAGAAUCUAACAGCUGUCUCAGAAUUCCUCCUCCUGGGCCUUCCUGAGGAUCGAGAACUACAACCCUUACUCUUUGGGCUGUUCCUGUCAAUGUACCUGAUCACUGUGUUUGGGAACCUGCUUAUCAUUCUGGCUGUCAGCUCUGACCCCUACCUGCACACCCCCAUGUACUUUUUUCUCUCUAACCUGUCCUUGACUGACAUUGGUUUCAUCUCUACUACACUCCCAAAGAUACUGGUGAAUAUCCAGACACAGAAAAAAUCCAUCACCUAUGUAGGCUGUCUGACACAAGUGUCCUUUUUUUAUCUCUUGGGGUGUCUGGACUGUAUGUUCCUCACUGCAAUGGCUUAUGACAGGUUUGUGGCUAUCUGUCACCCCCUGAACUACAGAGUCAUUAUGAACCCCCGCCUCUGUGGCUUACUAGUUUUAAUAUCUUUUUUCUUUAGCCUUUUAGACUCCCUGCUGCACAUUUCAAUGGUGUCACAACUUACCUUCUGCACAGAUGUGCAGAUCCCUAGCUUCUUCUGUGACCCUCCUCAGCUCUUUAAACUUGCCUGCUCUGACACCUCCACAAACAUCAUAUUAAUAUAUUGUAUUGGUGCCAUCUUUGGUGUUGUUCCAGUCUCAGGGAUCCUUCUGUCUUACACUCGAAUUGUUUCUUCCAUUCUGAAAGUCUCAUCUUCGGGUGGGAAGUAUAAAGCCUUUUCCACCUGUGGUUCUCAUCUGUCAGUCGUUUGCUUAUUUUAUGGAACAGGCCUUGGUGUGUACCUCAGUUCAGCUGUCCCAUCUUCUUCCAGAAAGAGUGUGGUAAUCUCAGUGAUGUACACCAUGGUCACCUCCAUGUUGAACCCCUUCGUCUACAGCCUGAGGAACAGGGACAUCAAGAGAGCCCUAUGGAGGCUUCUCGGUAUGUCAGCCUAA